Molecule: messenger RNA, 1419 nt
Organism: Vigna radiata var. radiata (mung bean)
Lineage: Eukaryota; Viridiplantae; Streptophyta; Magnoliopsida; Fabales; Fabaceae
Product: 60S ribosomal protein L3
Exons: 6
Coding region: 117-1286 (389 amino acids)
Biological process (GO): translation; ribosomal large subunit assembly
Cellular component (GO): ribosome; cytosolic large ribosomal subunit
Molecular function (GO): RNA binding; structural constituent of ribosome
Source: RefSeq, a predicted model, not a curated record
AUAAAUUAUAAAUGAAUAAGGCCUAGUCCUAUAAAAGGCACAAAGGAAGUAGGGUUUUAGUUCAGUGCCUCUCUAGUCGGGACUUUGUUCGCCGUAGCAGCAGGAGCAGUCUCAGGAUGUCUCACAGGAAGUUCGAACACCCAAGGCACGGGUCUCUGGGAUUUCUCCCCAGGAAGCGUGCUGCUCGUCACAGGGGAAAAGUGAAGGCAUUCCCUAAGGAUGAUCCAUCCAAGUCACCCAAGUUGACUGCAUUCUUGGGUUACAAGGCUGGUAUGACUCACAUUGUUAGAGAGGUCGAGAAGCCAGGAUCAAAGCUUCACAAGAAGGAAACUUGUGAGCCUGUGACAAUUAUUGAGACUCCCCCCAUGGUUGUUGUUGGUGUUGUCGGUUAUGUGAAAACUCCCCGUGGUCUUCGUACCUUGAACACUGUGUGGGCUCAGCACCUGAGCGAAGAACUGAAGCGUAGGUUCUAUAAGAACUGGUGCAAGUCCAAGAAGAAGGCUUUCACCAAGUACUCAAAGCAGUAUGAAACUGACGAGGGGAAGAAGAACAUUGAGACUCAGCUGGAGAAACUAAAGAAGUAUGCUACCGUGAUUCGUGUUUUGGCUCACACUCAGAUCAGGAAAAUGAAAGGGUUGAAGCAGAAGAAAGCCCAUAUCAUGGAAAUUCAGGUGAACGGUGGUUCUAUUGCACAGAAAGUGGAUUUUGCGUACAGUUUCUUUGAGAAACAGGUCCCUAUUGAUGCUGUGUUCCAGAAAGAUGAGAUGAUUGACAUCAUUGGAGUUACAAAGGGUAAGGGUUAUGAGGGUGUUGUAACUCGAUGGGGUGUUACUCGUCUUCCCCGUAAGACUCACAGGGGUUUGAGGAAGGUAGCUUGUAUUGGUGCCUGGCACCCUGCCAGAGUUUCAUUCACUGUUGCCAGGGCUGGUCAGAAUGGAUACCACCACAGGACCGAGUUGAACAAAAAGGUUUACAAGCUCGGUAAAGCUGGGGAUGAGUCUCACUCUGCUCUUACCGAGUUUGAUAGGACUGAGAAAGACAUUACCCCCAUGGGAGGGUUCCCUCACUAUGGUAUUGUGAAGGACGAUUUCAUCAUGGUGAAAGGAUGCUGUGUUGGCCCCAAGAAAAGGGUUCUUACAUUGCGCCAGUCCCUGCUUAAGCAGACUUCUCGUGUUGCCCUUGAGGAGAUCAAACUCAAGUUUAUCGAUACCUCCUCAAAGUUUGGACACGGUCGCUUCCAGACCACACAGGAGAAGCAGAAGUUCUUUGGACGCCUCAAAGCAUAAACAUGAUAAUCGGAUGGGAAAGCUUGAACUUACCUUUAGAAUUCUAUUUGGUUUCCAUCGCUCUUUUUAAACUUUGUAGUGUUUCCUUUUUGGCAUUAUGGAUUGUAGUGUUUCCCUUCGUAAUUUCGCUUAA